Molecule: messenger RNA, 961 nt
Organism: Coccidioides immitis RS
Lineage: Eukaryota; Fungi; Ascomycota; Eurotiomycetes; Onygenales; Onygenaceae
Exons: 3
Coding region: 44-961 (305 amino acids)
Source: RefSeq, a predicted model, not a curated record
UACAUGAAGCCAUCGAACAAUAUCUUGUUCUGGCAUCUCCACCAUGUCCACUUCACCGGACAUCACAGAUUAUGUGAAUCGCGGACCUCUGACCACAACAUUCACCCCACCGACAACAUGCUUCCAGACAGCAUCCAGGGUAGUUAUGGUCUUGGGCACCAGCACAGGCACAACGACCUACUAUGGACACUGGUUUAAAGGUGAUACGGCAUGUUAUCCUACAGGGACGAUGCCCGCGAGUCUGCUCCAAGAGCCUACAUUCUGGGGAACUUAUUUGUAUUCUCCAGGGCUGCAUUGUCCCAGAGGUUGGUCCACUGCAGGACAAAUAACCGGAUCGUGGCAGGAUCUAGAUGUAACCGGCAGCACCAGCGGUGCCAUCUGUUGCCUAUCGGCUCUGAGCUACUACGCCAAAAACCAUCAAUGCAGACGUAUUCUCUCCGAGUCUGCCACCCUCACAUUUUCCCAUGCCGGCGUGGUGAAGACGACUGUGCUGGAUACUACUCUCAGCGUCUAUGCGGACGGAAUCCCGCUGAUCUGGGAGUCGUCGGACCGUCUAUCCAUAGCAGAGCCGACGCCACCACAUGGCGCAACAACACAACGCACAGCAUCCCAGCCAACCUCCACAACAUCAGACAGCAGCCUACCCAGCAGAGGUGGGCUCUCGCAAGGAGCCAAGAUCGGUAUCGGAGUUGGCGUGUCCGGGACAGUGAUCCUCAUUGCCGCCGUGAUCUUCUUCCUCUUUUUACGUCGGGCAUAUCGAAAGACGAUGCCAAUGGAAAUGCCAGUGCCAGUGCCCAUGUCGCAGUACAAAGUACCUACAGAGCUUCCUUUGCAAGAGCGAAAGGCAGAACUCUCAGCAAUAAACAACUCUCACCAUCACACGCCAUAUUCACGAAACAAAAGUCCCUCUGAACUGCCUUCAGAUUCUCUGAAUAAUCCAUCUAGUCUGUCUACAGAGUAG